Messenger RNA from Humulus lupulus (European hop), 1122 nucleotides. RefSeq lists its product as uncharacterized. The transcript is spliced from 5 exons. The coding region runs from base 1 to 1122 and encodes 373 amino acids. NCBI's taxonomy places the organism in Eukaryota, Viridiplantae, Streptophyta, Magnoliopsida, Rosales, Cannabaceae. The record is from RefSeq and is a predicted model, not a curated record.
AUGGCAACAUCUGCAUCACAUUACUUAUUGGAUGAGAGUGUUGAAGCUCUUAAUCAAAUUGAUGGAAUUAGUGAAGAAGUAUACGCAAAAGCUAUUGAGAAGUUUGAGAACGAGGAUAAAAUGUCUUUAAACGUUGCUCGGUUCAACAAGGAUAAUUUACUGGAUGAUUCAGAUGAUGAGUUUGGAGAGAUUUUGUUAUAUUUUGCUUGUGAGGAAUAUAAUCAAUUAUAUCUAUCUAAGCAACCUUGUAGAAAUUCAUCUCUUUCAGGCCAUGAAUACGUUAUGGAAGUGUUGCAUGGGCAUUGGAGUAGAUGUUAUGAUUUGUUCAGAAUGAACAAAGAUGUCUUCAAACUAUUUUGUGAUGUUCUAAAAGAAAAAAAAAUUAUUGAAGAACUCAUGAUAUCUCACUCCAUCUCAACCACAUCUCAUUAUUUUAGGAAGGUUUUGAAGGCAAUAUGUCGUCUAUCCAAAGAACUAAUUACUCCAUCUUCAUUUGAUGUAACUCCUCCACAAAUUCGAUUCGAUCCAAGAUACUAUUCAUUUUUUAAGUUCACAUAUGUUGUCCUUGGAUGGGAAGGAUUAGCUAAUGAUGCACGGAUUCUUCUAGAAUGUGCCACAAAUCCAGAUUAUGGAUUUCCAAUGCCACCCCAAGGAAAAUAUUAUCUUGUUGAUUCUGGCUAUACAAACAUGCCUGGUCUUCUUUCGCCAUAUCGAGGGGAAAGGUAUCAUUUGGGCCAGUACACAGAUCUUAAUCCCAUAGGCAAAAAAGAGCUUUUCAAUUAUCGACACUCUUCCUUGAGAAAUAUCAUUGAGCGGUGUUUCGGCGUGUUGAAGGCUCGCUUUCCAAUCCUAAAACAAAUGCCUUCAUAUGAUCUAAGAAUACGAAAGUACAUUGUCAUUGCUUGCUGUGGGAUUCACAAUUUUAUAAGGAUAAAUGCAGAAGCAGAUGUAUAUUUUGAUGGAGGUGAAGGUAAUUCUGAAGUACAGGCCACCACUUUACAAAGCACGGAUGGAACUUUGACUGAUAGUGUAGAGUUCAGUAUUUCUAGAACUCAUAUACGUGAAAUGACUCAUGUUCGUGAUGAAAUUGCUGAUCAUAUAUGGAGAGCUAGUCGACGAUAA